This is a messenger RNA of Schistosoma margrebowiei, 1326 nucleotides long. NCBI's taxonomy places the organism in Eukaryota, Metazoa, Platyhelminthes, Trematoda, Strigeidida, Schistosomatidae. The record is from the annotation of a GenBank genome assembly.
CGGUGAGGUUAAACAAAGGUUCAAGUGUAACUGCAAUAAAAAUAAACUGCAGCCAGUUUAUGCAAAUACUUAGGAACAUUGUUCGACUACAGAUAAACGUUUCAUGGAAUAUGCUCAAAGCUUAUCAGAGAUUACAGAACAACACUAUGGAAACUUCUUCGACACUACGGUGUGCCUCAAAAGAUAGUCAAUAUCAUACAGAGUUCAUAUGAUGGAUUACACUGCAAAAUCGUGCAUGGAGGACAGUUGACAAAGUCGUUCGAAGUAAAGACCGGUGUUAAGCAAGGUUGCUUACUCUCACCCUUUCUCUUUCUCCUGAUGAUCGACUGGAUCAUGAAGACGUCAACAUCUGAAGGGAAGCACGGGAUACAAUGGACAUCUAGGAUGCAGUUGGACGAUCUGGACUUCGCAGAUGAUCUGGCCCUUCUAUCCCAAACGCAACAACAAAUGCAGGAGAAGACGAACAGUGUAGCAGCAGCCUCAGCAGCAGUAGGUCUCAAUAUACACAAAGGGAAGAGCAAGGUUCUCCGAUACAACACAGCAUGCACCGAUCCAAUCACAAUUGACGGAGAAGAUUUGGAAGAUGUAAAAACCUUUACAUAUUUGGGCAGCAUCAUUGAUGAACAGGGUGAAUCUGAUGCAGAUUUGAAGGCGCGGAUCGGCAAAGCAAGAGCAGCAUAUUUACAACUGAGGAACAUCUGGAACUCAAAGCAACUGUCAACCAACACAAAGGUCAGGAUUUUCAAUACAAAAGUCAAGACAGUUCUACUGUAUAGGGUGGAAACCUGGAGAAUUACGAAAGCCAUAAUCCAGAAGAUACAGGUGUUUAUUAACAGUUGUCUACGCAAAAUACUUCAGAUCCGUUGGCCGGACACUAUUAGCAACAACGUACUGUGGGAGAGAACAAACCAGAUCCCAGUGGAGGAUUAAAUCAGGAAGAAGCGCUGGAAGUGGAUAGGACACACAUUGAGGAAAGCACCCAACUGCGUCACAAGACAAGCCCUCACAUGGAAUCCUCAAGGCCAAAGGAAGAGAGGAAGACCAAAGAACACAUUACGCCGAGAAAUGGAAGUAGAGAUGAAAAAGAUGAACAAGAAUUGGAUGGAAUUAGAAAAGGAGGCCCAGGAUAGAGUGGGUUUGAGAAUGCUGGUCGGCGGUCUAUGCUCCAUUGGGAGUAACAGGCGUAAGUAAGCAAGUAAGUUAUCAGAGAUUAAGCUGGCUACUAGAUACUAAUAUGUAGUAUAAAGCAAUGGAAAAGGAACUGGAUAAGAAGAGAAUAGAAACAGAGGUUGAAGACAAACUCAUAUAAAUAAAUGACAUUCUUAA